Symbiodinium sp. CCMP2592 is the source of this 2427-nucleotide messenger RNA. NCBI's taxonomy places the organism in Eukaryota, Dinophyceae, Suessiales, Symbiodiniaceae. The record is from the annotation of a GenBank genome assembly.
AUGUUGGCUUCGGAGCAUGAUCUUCUGGAUGAUUCGGUUUUUGAACCUCUUUUGCGAUUGAGCUUUUCGGGAGCGGUCACCUCGGCUCAUGCAUCGCCACCAUGCCGGGAGUAUUCCAGGUGCAAGCUUAUCCGGCCUGGUCCGAAGCCUUUGCGCACCCCGGAACAUUUGGCAGGGAUCCCAGGUCUUUCUUCUUCCGAACAAGAGCGAGUGGACGCCAGCCGGACUUUGAUGGAGCGGGCCGUCGAGCUUCUGCACGCCACCUACAAGGCUGGCGGGCAUUUUAGCCUUGAAAAUCCAGCAAACAGCAUGCUUUGGCUGGAAGAAGCGGUUCGCAUUCUGCUUCAGAAGGCCAAUGCCGAUGUGCUUGUGGCAGCGGCUUGCGCUUACGGUUGGGAUAUCUCGAAACGUCGCUUCGACAUGCCUUUCGCGCAUCAAGAUGGGGCUGGCAUCUACUCGGUCCCCGACUGGUCUUUUCCCCCGAAUGGGACGGUUGACAGACUUCAGCAGGUCAGGCAUGCUCUGACUCAGAAGCUUUUUGAGUUGAAGGCCCCGAUUCGCUUGCGAGAACAUGUCCUGGCCAAGUCGGAUUCUCCAUUGUUUUCGGAGGGAGAGAUUGAAAGCUUUCGGGCCAUCUUUUCAGAGUUCUUGGUGGCCACGACGGGCCGUCCGGUGGACUGGUCGGUUCAACCUUUUCAGCCGUACACUCUCAAUGCACUACAGCAACUGUCAGAGGCCUUGGAAGAUCCCGACGCGACAACUUCGGAGGAGCAACCUUUGAUGGAGUGCCAAGAGAAUUGGAAAGGAGCUCGCGAGAAUCCAGAAACUCUGGAGUCCUUGAUACAAGAAGAACUGGAUAACGGCUACUUGGAGGAGGUCACACUUGAGGAGGCUCGCUCCAGGUGGCCGGAGGUUGCCGUUGGGAAACUCAACGUUGUGAUCGUGCCGGACAAAAACCCUCGCUUGACGGUCGAUGAAACAAUAUCUGGCGUGAACCCGGCUUGCCACAUUCCGGAGAGGGACCGUGGUUUAUCUGGAAUCACUUGCAACGGCAAGACUUAUUUCUAUCGGGUCAUGCCCUUCGGCAUGAGCUGCUCAGCCUACUGGUGGCAGCGUCUUUCCGGCUUCUUUAUGCGAACCUGGCAUCUUCUGGUGUUCUUGGCUCACUUCAUGUCCAUGUACGUGGACGAUUUGAUAUUAGCCAUGGCCUCUGGUGCCUUGGACAUCUCAGCUUGUCUGCUUCUCGCCUUUGCAGCAGCUUUCGGUAUCAGGUUGUCGUGGCCUAAAUUACAAUUACAACUGGGUUCUGAUUGUCUUUGGAUAGGCUGGCAGUUGUCUUAUCGGGCUGGUACUGUUCGGGUUCCGCAGUCUAAAAGGGAGAAAUUGCGCGGCCUGCUGAAUCCCCUGCUGGUUGCGGGCCCAGUAGAGCUGAAGCUGAUCCAACAAGCUUUGGGACUUCUUCAAUGGAUCACGCAACUUCACAAGGAGCUUCGUCCUUGGCUUUCUUCUUUGUAUGAUGACAUUUCGAGGCCGCCGGGGACGUCAUUUUCCAUUGAGCCAUCUCGGUGGGGAUCGUUGGCUCCUUGCUUGUCGGAGGCGAUGGUUUUCAUCUCCACUCCAGCAGGCACGGCUAUCCCAGUGGGCUCUAAGCUGCUGAGUGCUCGGCACAUCGAACUGUGGAAGAAAUCGGAUUUGGCCAAGGUUCCGCUUACUUCCAAGCGGGUAUGGAUGAGGAUUGCGGAUCCUCAAUCUCGCUUUCGGCGCUUAUCUGGGCUGAGCAGGCGCCUUUUGCAAUUCUGGUUUGAUUGGUGCGGCUCACAUCAAUUUCACGAAUGUUUGAUGCUUCCUCAGCGCUCUCUUGAUGCUACCAUGGCUGCUGACGCUUGUGCUCAGGGUACUUCGAUCGGCGUUGGCGGCUUCAUCACGUUGCCGGGCUCGGAUUCCUUGUGGUUCUCCGAGCGUUACGAUCUGGCCGAAAUCAAGUAUUUGGAACUUCCGCUGCAUUCCGAAGCGCAGAAGGACAUCUCAUGCUGGGAAACAUUGGCUCAAGUGGGCCUCAUGCUUCUCUUUGGGCACCUGUGCCCUGGCGGGCGUAUGAGAAUUUGCGUUCCAUCGUUCUGCGACAAUUCUGGUGCGGAGUCUAUUUGUGCGAAGCUUCUGACGACGAAGUCGCCUCUUUGUUUCUUUACCCAACUGGUGGCGAUGAUAAGCACUCGCAUGGGGAUCAGUCUGGAUGUGCAACGCAUCGCGGGUGAGCGUAACAUUGACGCUGAUUUCCUGUCCAGGUGGGAUGGUGUCAGCCCUUUGCCUGCACCAUGGAAUCCCGACUUCAGAUACCGCUUCACAGUCGCGGAUUUCUUCGAUCUACGUCAUGAUGUGCGGCUUUUCCCAGCCGAUGCCAAGCUGCUUUGGAAGCUGCCGCGAUGA